GAAAGAGACAGCGGACGACACUAGCUGACAUGACAACAAAUUGCUGAGUUUGGGGUGGGAUGCAUAUAAUAGCUCACUCAUUCAAUUGAUGUGAAUGAAUCUAGCCUCCUGCUCGCAACCAAGGAAACAUCUCUAGUAUUUUAAUUUAAUGUUGCUAGUCUGAAUUGUGGUUACCUAUCUACAGACAGUAAUCAGUGGAUACAGAACCAUGGCCGAAGUUACUGUGGGCGCCAGGGCGUACUGCAAAAUGAUUUUGCACGCAGCCAAAUAUCCACAUUGUGCCGUAAAUGGAUUGUUAUUGGGUCGUCUGAACAAGGAGAAAGAUGAAUUGAUGUUGACAGACGCCGUGCCACUUUUUCACAUUUGCCUACAAGUUUCACCAAUGGCAGAAAUCGCUCUCACUCAGGUAGACCAACUUGCUGCAAGCAAAGAUUUGACUAUCGCUGGUUAUUAUGUUGCAAAUGAAAAUAUAUCGGAUAUCAGUGUAGAUAGAGCAGCAAAUAGGAUAGCUGAUAAAAUUGCAGAAAACUUUCCCCCAGCUUGUUUUGUUGUUUUGGACAACCAGCAUCUCACUCUCAGCAUGGAGACACCCGGAAUCACCUUAGCCCAGUACAAUGAUGGAAAGUGGCGUUCAAAGGAUGUCAAGUUAAAUAAUGAUGUGCUUGACACCACAGCAGCUCUUCUUGAACAACGAGCUUUUAAGAUGCUUGUGGACUUUGACAACCACUUAGAUGAUGUCUCACAAGAUUGGAGGAACAAUCAGCUCAACGAAACAAUUGAUGAAGCUGCAAGUUUGUCAUAAAACAAAUCAAACAUCAUAUGCCCUUGUUCAGGCAUAUUAUGUAACUGAAUGAGGUUUUUUAAAAAGCCACAUUGGUUACCUAAGAUGAAUUUUAUAUUAUUCAUUCAUUGUUCAACCUACUACCAAGUGUAUUUUUUAUGCAGUGUUAUCAUAAUAAUUGAAAGGGUCCAAAAUACACCACUGUCCUAGUUUUGACUUGAAA
Frankliniella occidentalis (western flower thrips) is the source of this 1004-nucleotide messenger RNA. RefSeq names its product ER membrane protein complex subunit 8/9 homolog (gene EMC8-9). NCBI's taxonomy places the organism in Eukaryota, Metazoa, Arthropoda, Insecta, Thysanoptera, Thripidae. The coding region runs from base 209 to 802 and encodes 197 amino acids. Gene Ontology annotation, cellular component: EMC complex. The record is from RefSeq and is a predicted model, not a curated record. The transcript has 5 exons.